GCGCGUUCACGUACAGUCGAGCAACGGGCACCCCACUUUCUGCUCUUUGAAGUUGUUUCUGUUCCAUUUUACCUACUUCGAACCGGAAUACUUUUGGUGUAAAGCUGUUGAAGCAAAUAUUUGCUGCCAUGUCCUACGAUUGUCGGGCAGUGGAAGGCAGUAAGGGUCCGGGUGGCUGCAUAGUCCACUAGCUCCCCCCCUCUCAUCCCUCCUAGGGCAGCAGCCCCCCAAACCCGCUGCCAGGAUGCUUCGUAAGAGCAGCGACAGCGACGGCGUGAAGCGUGGUCACGCUCCCACCGCAUCCCGCCAUCACUCAGAUUCCCUGACGGGCUCGCUGUCGUCCGCCUCCACCAAGACUUGGGACGGCGGACACAGGCGGCGCUCCCACAACCUGCUGAGCGGAUCGUCGGAUCCGUGGGUGUCGACGUCGUGCCCGCCUGGAGUGGACCCGGAGUACGUCAUGACGCUGGUGAACGACGUCAGGUGGUUCGCCAACGUGCUGCUGCACCUCAAAGAAGCCUUCCACAGUCAAGAAGGCCACGAGGGUCUCCAGCAGGUGGUCCAGGAACGUCUGGCCGAGCUGCUGCGCGUCCUCAAGGCUGUCAUCGCCAAACACCCGACCCUCAACUCGGUGGACAUCCUGGGCAAGGCGGGCACGCUCAUCGCCAAGGUGAAAGGCAUCGACUUCAACAACGUGAGGCCGGACAACCGAGACGGCACGUUCGGCGAGAUUCACGCGUCCAUUGACACCUUAGCGUUCACCUUCGGCAAUGUAGUUUCUGACUUCCUUAUGGGAGAUGUGGACAACGGCUCAGGGUUGGGGACCCCCCAGACCAGAAGAAGCAGGUCUUUUGACAACCUCGCCGUGGAUCCCGAAGACUACACGCCCGAGAAGAACGACCUCGCCGGUCCAGAUGUCCCUCUGUCGCGCGAGGAGGAGGUGGACCUGACUCUGCUGAAGCAUGACAGCGGGGUAGAGUCGGCCCUGCUCUACGCCAAAGCCUGGUCCAAGUACAUCAAAGACCUGCUGGCCUGGAUGGAGAAACGAGUGACUAUGGAUAUGGACUAUGCCAAAGGUUACGCCAAACUGGCCGAGUCGGCCAAGUCGCUGGUGACGCAGCAGGACUACAUGCCCUUUAGCGACAUCUACAAUUCCACCUUCAAGAACGAUGUUGAAUACAACCAUCUACUCAUGCAAUCAGCCAUGGCCCUGCAGACCAAUAAAUUCAUGCAGCCUCUCCUUGCCCGUAAGAAUGAACUGGACAAGCUGAGGAAAGACCUCAAAGAGCAGUGGCAGAGGGAGCUGAAGAAAAUGCACGAGGCGGACACAGGAUUGCGAAAGGCUCGGACGCUGAAAGCCCAGAGGCGAGAAGAGUACCAGAAGGCCCGCUCGUCCACCAGCCGCUCCCUGGAUGAGCAGCCCAACGCUGGCAACAAGCAGCUUGAGAGGAAGAGGAGGCUGGAAGAGGAAGCCCUGCAGAAAGCUGAGGAGGCCCAGGACCAGUACCAGAGCAGCAUGGCUGAUGCGGGCGUCAGAAGGAUGGACCUGGCCAACGUCAAACGCACCAUUCUCACUCAGAUCAGAGAGACCAUCUUCCAGUGCGACCUCACGCUCAAGGCGGUGACAGUUAACUGGUUCCAGAUACAGCACGUGCAGAUGGCGUCGCUUCCCGCCCAUCACCAGGCGCUGAGCGACAGCGCCAAGCUGUACGAGCCUGGCGAGUGCUACUCGGAGUUUGUGCGCCGCCUUCCCCGACAUUUGCCCAGGGAGCGCGUGCACUCCGACUCGGUCUCCUCUGACGGCGCCAGGUUCGUGUUCGCCAAGCGUUCUGUGGGCAGCACCCACUCAUCCCACGGCAACCUGUCUCAAGCCUCGCUCACGUCCUGCGACGUCCUCAGUGGCGACGAGGUGGACAGCCCGCUGCACCGCCGGUCCGGGAUCGCCACGGGCCGUUCCAACAGCAGCACCGACCUCCCAGGGCUGAGGGGCCAGGCCCCGCCGACCCGAGCCUGGACCUCUGGCAGUCCGGGGAGCCAGGGAGGGAUGUGCAGUGACUCCGAGAGUGCGGGGGGCAGCAGUGAGUCCAGGUCCAUGGACUCACCGUCUGCCAGUCCAGGCGACUUCAAGCGCCGUCUGCCCAGAACUCCCUCCACUGGCACCAUGUCUUCUGCUGACGACCUGGAUGAGCGAGAACCCCUGUCGCCUUUGGACAAUGGUCUGGCGGAGAUAGUGACGGAGACGGCCAGCUCACCGGGGCCCUUCCGGAACGCUCAAAUGUCCAAAGCGGCGCAGACGCACAAGCUGAGGAAGCUACGCGCGCCGUCCAAGUGCCGCGAGUGCGACAGCCUGGUGGUCUUCCACGGUGCAGAGUGCGAGGAGUGCUCUCUGGCCUGCCACAAGAAGUGUCUGGAAACGCUGGCCAUCCAGUGCGGCCACAAGAAGCUGCAAGGCAGGCUGCAGCUCUUUGGCAUCAACUUCACACAGGCUUCCAAAAACAGCGCCGACGGCAUCCCCUUCAUCAUCAAGAAGUGCACCUCCGAGAUCGAGAGCCGCGCCCUCAACAUUAAGGGCAUUUACCGCGUGAACGGCGCCAAGUCGCGCGUGGAGAAGCUGUGCCAGGCCUUCGAAAACGGCAAAGACCUGGUGGAACUGUCGGAGCUGUCGCCACACGACAUCAGCAAUGUGCUAAAGCUCUACCUGAGACAGUUACCGGAGCCGCUGAUCCUGUACCGCUACUACAACGACUUCAUCGGCCUGGCCAAAGAGUACCAGCGGGUGGUGGUGGAGGAGGCCGACACCCUGCAGAGCAGUGCCAAGGCGGGCCAGGAAGGCGAGACCAAGAAAUCCGGUGUGCCCAGCGUGCACAUCAACCGCGUGGUCCUGCGGAUCAGGGACCUGCUACGCCAGCUGCCCGUUGCUAACUACCGCACGCUGCAUUUCCUCGUGGCGCACCUGAACAGAGUGGCGGAGCAGGCGGAGGAGAACAAGAUGACGGCGAGCAACCUGGGCAUCAUCUUCGGCCCCACGCUGGUGAAGCCGCGGCAGGCGGACGCCGAGGUGUCUCUGUCCUCCUUGGUGGACUACCCGUACCAGGCCCUCAUGGUGGAGCUACUGGUGCGACACUUCGCGGUGGUCUUUGACGCCUCGCCGUCGGGCGGGUCGGACGCCGCCGCCUCCGGCCGGACGUCGCCCCGCCUCACACACCAGGAGAAGCUGCAGCGCCUCAACAGACACUCUGCCUCCCUGACGGACAUCAAAGAGAGUGCCAAAGCGUACAAGAGGUUCUCCUCCGUGAUCCCAUCCUCUCACAUCCUGGACGAGGUCCAGGAGGUCCGGCCGGGAACCGACCGGACGGACUCCUCGGACGGCAUCAACGGCGUCGGUGAGGGAUCGAGCCACCAGGGAUCCAGCCUCACGUCAGGCCACGCCCCCUCCGCCGGCUCCACGUCGUCGUCGUCCUCCUCCCUAGUGUCGAAGGUCCAGCUCCGACCCCAUCGCACCCGACUGGCGUCCCGUCCCAUCAGCAUGCCUCUGGAGCGUCUCCCGACACCGGCGGAGCGUGCCGACCCGGCGGCAGAACCCAUCGCGGAGACGCCGGAAGCGGAGCAGGCGGCGGUCCCCGCUGGCUCGUCGCGGGUCAGCGCUUACUACAUUACACCCUUCAUCGACACCCAGGCCAUGCAGCGGCGGACGUGGGACAGGAAGUACAAACAUUACGACGUCACGCCCAGGACCGCCAUGAUCAUGGCCAAGCUGCCCGCCGCAGCCGCCGCUCCGGGCGCCAUCCCGGCCUCCGUCGGCUCCGUCGGCUCCGUCGGCACCGUCGGCACUGUGUUCCCCAACAACGCCUCCGUCGGCUCCGUCGGCACCGUCGGCACUGUGUUCCCCAACAACCCCUACGUCGUGUCCGUCAAACCCGCCUGGACGUUCAAGCGGGACGAGUCGUCGUCGAACUCACCAUUGACGCUCAGACCCCCGAGGACUCUUCAGCCCCCGCCAGGGACCUUCUACAAGCCCCCCAUGAGCAGGGCUAGGACGCUCCCCGACUGGACCACCACAACCACCACUACCGCUACUACCCCUACUGCGUCUCCCAGCCUCCCGCCGAAACGCCUCCAGACCCAGGACUCCACGGACAGCGCCAUCGACCCCGGGGCGGCUUCCCUGUCGCCCCCACAGUCGCCGCCCCCCAGCAGCCCCGACGACCUCAGCCCCGGCGAGACGAAGGCCGUCUACCAUAGACUGCGACCUCGGCGUCUCCAGGAGCUGGAGCACAGAGAGGCCCACUUUGUCUGACAAGUUUGGUUUUCGUACCAAACAAGAUGACACUUUUGUACAAUACCACACCGUCAAAGUGUUCUAAGUGCUAAUAUAUUCUUAAGUCUUAACAUUCAGAAAACCACUGGAACAAGAGAGAGCCUAUCAGUUUUCCUUUCUUUGUCCUGAAGUUGGGUUUUUCCAUCAUCCCACAGUGCACUUAAUGCAGCUUUUAUACUCUUCAGAUUUUUCAGCUAAAUAUAUAUUUUUUUACCCCUUUAAAUGUUUUUGCAUUGUUUUCUACCAAGGAGGAUUAGGGCCACACAGACAAGAAAAAAUGAUUUAAAAAACAAAAAACAAAAAAAAAGUGCACUACAGUAUUUCUACAUUAAGCUUUAUUUUUUUACAAGAAAUCCUAUCGCAUUUUUCAGACAAAAAAGGAGAUUUUGGGAGAUAAAAAAAAGUAUCAUUUUGUUUGAAAGGUGUAUUUUCUACUAGAAAAAAUUUUUUUUUAUUUUUCAUUAAGGAAAAAAAGGUGCAUUUUUUCAGAAGUUAGAAAGUAUUUUUCAGGAGAGAAAAGUAUUUGUUUUAAAAAGGAAAGGGUAAAAAAAAAAUUAUAAAAUGGGUAUUAUUGUGAACAAAUGUCAUAUUUUGUCAAGAAAAAAAUUAUUUGUGUUUUUUGUCUGUAGGAAAAGUUGUAUUUUCCUUCGAAAUUAAGAGAAAAACAUUGCUUUUGAGAAAAUGUCAUAUUUUUGGGGGAGAAAAUAGUAUUUUUCCAGUAGGAAAAUAUAUUUUGUAGAGAAAAAAAAGAUUACUUUUUUGUUAAGGUAUUUUCCCCCAAAAAUGUCAUUUUGUCAAAAGAAAAAAAUUUUUUUAAUUAUUUUGUCUUCAGGAAAAAAAGUAUUUUCCUCAAAAAAAAUUAUAUUUUCAGAGGAAAAAAAUCCUUGAAGGGAAAUAUCUUUUGAGAGAAAAAAGGGUUAGGUAUAUAGGGUUAGUUAUUGUAUUUUUUCAUAUCAUAUUUAUUCAAGGGGGAAAAAAGUUUGUUUUUCAAAGUGAAAAGUAAAAUUUUCAGGGGAAAACAAAUCAUUUCUUGGGGGGUAAAAGCAAUAUUUGUGAUCAAGGGGAAAACAGGCCACAUUUUAAAGUGACAUUUUUAAAGAAGAAAAUAGCACAUUUUUAGUAAACAAGUCAUUUGGGAAAAACCUUUUUUUGAGGGAAAACUACAACUUUUCAAGGAAAAUGUUCUUUUCCAGCAUUUUUUAAGAACAUGUUUUCAAAUAAGUUGUAUUUCUUUUUUAAAAAAGUUGUAUAGUUUGACUUUUUUUUCUCAAUCAAAGAUGGCCUAAUAUUUUGAGAACAACAGCGUUGUGAUUUCAUCAGGAAAAGUGAAGGAAGGAUAUCACAGGAGCAGCGUGUUUGCCACAUAAAGAUGAGGAAUGUAUUGAAAAAAAAUGUGUUUUCACAAAUUAGUAUGAGAUUUUUAAUCAGAAUGUGUCAAUGAGAAUGACUUGCAUGAUUGUUUUGCAUGAUUGAAGGAGUAUUCGGUGGUAAUUGGAUGCCAGGUAUGGAGAGAAUGCUUAAUCGAUGCAAUGAAGUGUGGGCAGAACUUCACUCGUUCAAAUAGGACUUUUCAUCUUGAAGAAACUUAAUCAUCCUAAAAUUAGUUUUAAUAGGACUUUUUUUCUCAAAGUACAACUUUAUUCUUACAAUAUUGCCACUUUUUUUUUUUUACUUUACUUUUUUUUAGGAAAAAACAACUUUUUAAAGGAAAAAUCAACUUCUUUUCUGUAGAAAAGAAAUACUACUUUUUAUCUUAAAAAUUAUCCAAGUUUAAAUUUUUUUAACAUUACGACUUUUAAAAAUGACUUUUUAUCCUGAAAAACUUUAUUCUCUUAAAUUUCCAACUUGUUUUUUUUCCCCUCUUUUCUGUGUGACCCUCUAUUACUACUUGGUAGUAUUCUUCUGAUUGGUACCUCUUGUUGUCAAUAUGUAAAGCAUAUUUAUCUAUUGUUUUAAGAUCCUUCAUACUGCAUGUUUGUUGCGUCUCAUUGUGGUGACCUCACAGACGUGCGGCAGUUGUCGCCGCAGAUUAAAAAAAGUUGUUUCACCGCA
Phycodurus eques (leafy seadragon) is the source of this 6370-nucleotide messenger RNA. RefSeq names its product rho GTPase-activating protein 29-like. Gene Ontology annotation, biological process: signal transduction; activation of GTPase activity. Gene Ontology annotation, cellular component: cytoplasm. The record is from RefSeq and is a predicted model, not a curated record. Gene Ontology annotation, molecular function: GTPase activator activity. The transcript has 22 exons. Bases 245 to 4297 code for a protein of 1350 amino acids. Lineage: Eukaryota; Metazoa; Chordata; Actinopteri; Syngnathiformes; Syngnathidae.